Messenger RNA from Amborella trichopoda, 1350 nucleotides. The record is from RefSeq and is a predicted model, not a curated record. Lineage: Eukaryota; Viridiplantae; Streptophyta; Magnoliopsida; Amborellales; Amborellaceae.
AUGGAAGCAGAUCAAUCCUCGAUUCCAACUCGGACCUCGGUUCCUGAUAUGGAAGCACCCCAUGUCCUCAUCUUCCCCUUCCCCACCCCGGGCCAUGUCCGGCCACUCUUUUUGCUUGCUGCCGCUCUUGCGUCCCGUGGCGUCCGCAUAACCAUCCUUGCCCUCCCCUCCCUCCCCUCUCUCUCUUCCUUCUUUUCCUCUGCAUCCUCUUCCUCACUCCCCAUCUCCUCUGUAACUCAUCCUUGGCCUCCCCCAUACCCCCACUGCUCUCAUCUCCGACAUAUUCCUUGGCUUUACAGAAUCCGUUGCUCGCUCGCUCGCUCGCUCUCCAUCCCCCGCCUCACCUUCUACACCUGCAGCGCCUUCGUCAUCUCCAUUCUGCAUUCCUUGUGGCUCAAUGACACUCCGGAGCCCGAGCCCAUUAAAUCCAUCACGGAGGCCCACGGUCCCAUCCCCUGCUCUGCCCGAUUAACGAUCUCAGACAUCCCAGGUGCCCCUACUUUCCCCUUUGGUCACCUCUCUCUCCUAUUUCGAACCUACAAAAAGCAAGCCCAAAAGGCCGCGCAGUCUGGCGAACAUGACCCUGCUUGGGUUUCAGUCAGGGAGUGCUUCCUUUCCAACAUCUCUAGCUAUGGCAGCGUGUUCAACUCGUUCAUGGAAGCAGAAGCCGAAUACUUGCUACACUUGAAGUCAUCGAGGAGCGGCGGAAACAUCUGGGCAGUUGGCCCUGUGCACCUCCUCCCUCAGGUACAAACAGUGACCGCGAGGAGCUGGGCAGAGGAAUGGCUCGAGGGUCACGCAAAAGGCUCGGUCAUCUAUGUGUGCUUCGGCACGCAGGCCACGCUGAGCAGUCAACAAGUGGACACAAUUGCAGAGGGGCUCAAAGCCAGUGGGGUACCAUUCCUCUGGGCAAUGCCAGAGGAAUGGUUGGUGCCUUCAGAACUCGAGCUCGAGCGGGCACACACUUUGCUGUCACCUGUGGUUGCUGCACAAGCUCGCAUCUUGGGCCAUGGGGCAGUGGCUGCGUUCCUUACACACUGUGGCUGGAACUCAAUGCUGGAGGGCCUCGUGGCCGGAGUUCCAAUGGUUGGUUUGCCCAUGGGCGCCGAUCAAUACCUCAAUGCACGACUGUUAGUCGAUGGGCUGGGGGCCGGCACAAUGGCAUGCGACUACGGCACUGUGCUGAACCCAGGUUCAUUGGCUCGAGCCGUGACUCUGGUUAUGGAGCCCGGGUCCAAAGAAAGGGCUCGAGCCAGGGCUUGUCGAGCCCUGGUCCCAGGAGGUAGCUCGAGGGCCCAAUUGGAGAACUUGGUGGAGGAUUUGCAAAGGCUUCAUGCUUCUGGGGUCUAG